AUGCAACGCCUCAAUCCACGUUAUCAACUUGACUAUCGUACGAUGCUUCAACUAGCCGAUACGACUGCUCGACAAUAUCGUAUUGUCAUUGGUUCAGAAACAUUGCCUACUCUACUACUACGUGUUGUCGAUAGUAAUCCUUCGUUUAGGAAUAACCAAGAGCCUAGAUCAAGAUUUAAUGAUUUAGCCAAUAAAAAGAAUUCUGUAUAUACGGGAAAAAUUAUUGUUAACUUAAAUGCUCGACGGAUUGAUGUUGAAGCGAUAAAUAUACGUCUGAUUACGGGUGAACGUGAAAAUGUUGUCUAUGUAGAAUUUUUAACUGAUUCAGAAACGAGCAUACAAGAAUUACUUCAACGUUUGACUAUCUAUGGAAAGUCACGCAAUGUUCAAUUACUACAACUUAUUGAUCUUAAUCAAUUAUCGGCUGAAAGUGCUUAUAAUGAAAAAGAAAAAUUUGAAAUAUUAAAGGAACGUCUCGAUGAAUGUGCAGCUUAUCGUCGUUCCAUAAGUGAAGGUAAUUCAUCAAUGGGUCGAUCAACAAAUCUAUCUUUAAUUAAUCAUAAUGUCUACACAUAUGUUAAAGAUAAAUUUGUAAGUGCAUAUAUACAAUCAUCAACAUCCAUUAAUAACGAUCAAAAUAAAGAUAUGGUUAUCAAUGAAGAAAAAUGGUCUGUAAUGGUCAUACGCGAUCCAUUUCUUCUGCGGCAAUUUUGUGAUAAUGACGCAUUUACACGUUCGGUAAGCGAAAUUGAAGAAGAAGAAGCUGCAAUGCGCCGUGCCGAUCAACCAAUUAAAUGUGUCCAAUGUAAUGAUUUUUAUCUUGAACAAGAUAAUAAGAUGGCUGCAAUAGCACAGUUAUUGAAAGAAGAAGCAGAAGCUGUUAAACACUCAACAACAAAUGCUUUGACACCCGAACAAAAAGAACGUUUAGAACGUGAGAAACAACGUUUUAAAUAUAUUUCUUGUAAUCAGAUCGUACAAGCUUCUGAUAUGAUGGGCGGUUGCCAACGUGGCAAACAUAGUCCAGCCAAUGUUACACUCAUUCAAUGGGAAUAUUCAUGUGAUCAUAAUAGAGAAUAUCAAGAUAAACGAUUGGCUUUACUUCAAAGCAGAAUUCAAUAG
Rotaria sp. Silwood1 is the source of this 1122-nucleotide messenger RNA. Lineage: Eukaryota; Metazoa; Rotifera; Eurotatoria; Philodinida; Philodinidae. The record is from the annotation of a GenBank genome assembly.